AUCCCCUGCCCACCUCCGUUUCUCGGUCCAUUUCCGGAAUCCUGCUCCCUCAAACUCCCGGGCGGGGUUUUUUGCUCCUUCAACCAAGCACGAUUGCGUAUAUGGUGGGCGGGCUCUCCAUUUUAGCCAAUAAGUAUAGACUGGUUUGGUUAUUAGCCAAUGGGGAUGGGCUAAACGUCCUCAAGCCUCUGGGGCGGGGUAGCCCCGGACCAAUCCGUGACGGCAGCGUCACGUUGGGCAGCGUCGGGCUAGAAGUUGUUCUGCGGCGGCGGUGGUGGUGGCGGCGGCGGCGGCGGCUGAGGAAGAGGCAGAGGAAGAUGGCAGAUUUUUUGAAAGGAUUACCUGUCUACAACAAGAGCAAUUUUAGUAGAUUUCAUGCUGAUUCGGUGUGCAAAGCCUCGAACAGACGGCCAUCAGUCUAUCUUCCCACAAGAGAAUAUCCAUCAGAACAGAUUAUCGUAACAGAAAAGACAAACAUUCUUUUACGUUAUCUUCAUCAGCAAUGGGACAAAAAGAAUGCUGCAAAGAAGAGAGACCAGGAACAAGUAGAACUAGAAGGUGAGAGUUCAGCGCCCCCCCGAAAAAUUGCCAGGACAGACAGCCAGGACAUGAACGAAGACACUUAGGACUCUUGCUUUCCCUCGACAACUUGUCUACAGGCGCUUCCUGUCUUGUUUCAUCACAGUGUGUAAGCCCCUUCCCUCCGCACUAUGCAGCCCAAACCACUUCUGACUUCAUAGGAGCCAAUGUAUUUAUUUCCGUAAUUUUUAUUUAUGUUGUAAAAUGUAUGGAGUGAUGGUUAAAAGCAAGUCAUCGGAUGGUGUAGUGUAACAUUGGUAGAUGCUUUUUAAAAAAAUACAUGGUCACUUUUUUUUUCCAGGUUUUACUAGAUCUGUUACUUAAUUAACUCGGAAGUAGCUGGGAAAAGGUGGGAGCCAAGCACAGCCUUAUGUGUCUUGUCCCCUCUAGGGCUGGGGCAUUGCUUAGUCCCAGAGUCUGGGGGUGGGGGUUCAGUGACAAUGCAGUCUGGGCCUUCCAGGCCUUACCCACAAGCUUCUUCUGGGACCUCUUGGAACUCACAGUGUUUCCUCCCAAUGGCAGGGCCCUUAGGAGGCCAGUGGGUUUGCUUGCAGCUCCACUCUCAGCCUCAAAAACUGUCGGACUCCUCCCUGCUGGAGUUGGUCAGUUCAGAAGGCUCUUUGUGGGCUUCUCUUGUGCCCCCUGGGCACUUGGCAAAGGCUGCAUGUUUGGGCAGUAUUGAGUGCUCCAACUGCAGGGCCUCCAUUCCAGGAAGCUGGAGUUAAACAGAACUCCUUUGGUUUUUUUGUUUUGUUUUGUUUUUUGUUUUUAUUAUUAUUAUUUUUUCCCUCCCACAUCAAUUUAAUAAGGACUGGCGUGUUCAACUUCUCCAAUCAAAUAAAAGGAUAUUUCUUAUCCCA
This is a messenger RNA of Antechinus flavipes (yellow-footed antechinus), 1439 nucleotides long. It is a transcript of the gene DDA1, whose product is annotated as DET1 and DDB1 associated 1. Bases 102 to 626 code for a protein of 174 amino acids. The record is from RefSeq and is a predicted model, not a curated record. Gene Ontology annotation, cellular component: Cul4-RING E3 ubiquitin ligase complex. The transcript is spliced from 5 exons. Gene Ontology annotation, biological process: positive regulation of proteasomal ubiquitin-dependent protein catabolic process. NCBI's taxonomy places the organism in Eukaryota, Metazoa, Chordata, Mammalia, Dasyuromorphia, Dasyuridae.